UGCGCAACAGUUGGGGUACAAGUGCGAAUUCGGGUGUACCGUCCGUUGUUUAGUGGCCAAACCGAUGCAGGAUGCAAAACAGAAACUGAAAACACAUUUCCGGCAUCGCAACGCUUUGUUUCCGGUUACGAGCGACUCCAGCCAAUGUUUCGAAUGAAUCAUGAUCCAGACCCUUCAAAAUUCACUUACAACAAUGUAUUCAAACCGUUUUCGGACAUUUACGAAAAAUCGGCUGACAGCAUGUCGAUUCCUUCGACUCCCUCAACACCUUGCAGCCCUCUGGCAGAUCUGUUCGACAUCGAAGUGAUCACCGAGAAGGAUCGCGAUGACGUCCUGCAAUUCCUGCAAACGUUCUUCUUCAAGGAUGAACCUUUGAACUCGGCAAUUGGUCUCAUUACCGAUGAGAAUCCCCGUUGUCUCGAUCUCGAGACCUACUCCUUGAAAGAGUUGAACAAUGGGUUGAAUUUGAAAGCUGUUAUGGAUGGUAAACUUAUCGGCGUGUGCCUGAACGGCAUGUUGCACCGAGGCUUCGUCGACGACAUCGACAUCAACGAGAAAGUCGACGAUCCGAAGUUUACCAAGAUCGUGAGACUGUUGAACUUCGUCGCCAAAGAUUCGGACGUGUUCCAGCACUUCCCGGACUGUGAUAAAGCCAUGUACGUGAAAAUCCUCUCGGUGGACACGUCGCUGAGGGGAAAGGGCAUCGCAAAGGAUUUCCUAGCCAGGACCAGGGAUAUGGCCAGGGAGAAUGGCUGCGGUUUCAUGACGGUGGAUUGCAGCAGUCACUUCACUGCCAUGGCGUUGAAGAAGUUAAACUUCAACAAAGUCUACAGCAUGGAUUACGCCGACUACAAAGUGGACGGCGAGGUUGUUUUCAAUCCUGCGAGUCCGCACAAAGCUAUCACCGUUUACACCCAAAGGAUCCAGUAAAAAUUAUAUAAUUUAUUUGUUUUCAUUCUUGCCAUAUAGAUUAUAUGUAUAUUUUAGGUUUACGCACAAUAUUUCUUUUUGUUUUUUUUUUUUUUAAUUUCGUUAAUUUUUGUUUACUAUUUUACUGUCGUAAAGAUGUGAUUGAAUAUACAGGUAUUAUUACGAAAAGCGUAUUGAUAUAAGAUAGUUCAAAUUUAUAUUAGGGAAAUGAUAUAAAAUGUUUUAUACUACAUUGUGAAAAAAUGUUACUACAACAUUGAUUAAUGAUUAUGUUCAUUUUAGAACAUACGCUGUAUUUUACGUGUGCCAAAAAAUCUAAAGUUUUGAUGAUUUCGCAUGCAUGUUAUAAAUAAAUGUUAUUGUAGAGGUAAAUGUUUACAAAUACAUUUUGCGUAACGAACAAGGAUUUUAAAUUCAACGAAUGCAAAACGAUUUCGGUUCCUCCAAUUAGCAGUUUCUACGUGACCGUUUCAAGAAUGUUAAUACUCGUGUUUACAUUCGUUUAUUUCAUGUGUAUUAUCUAUAAAUAUUUACAUGAUAAAUAAAUAUAUAUACAAAUGGAA
This is a messenger RNA of Aethina tumida (small hive beetle), 1493 nucleotides long. RefSeq names its product arylalkylamine N-acetyltransferase 1-like (gene Dat). The transcript is spliced from 5 exons. The coding region runs from base 145 to 930 and encodes 261 amino acids. The record is from RefSeq and is a predicted model, not a curated record. Lineage: Eukaryota; Metazoa; Arthropoda; Insecta; Coleoptera; Nitidulidae. Gene Ontology annotation, molecular function: N-acetyltransferase activity.